UUGAAGAGAGAGUGAUCAAUGAGGAGUACAAGAUAUGGAAGAAGAACACUCCUUUUCUCUAUGACCUCGUCAUGACCCACGCUCUGGAGUGGCCCAGCCUCACAGCCCAGUGGCUCCCAGACGUGACUCGUCCUGAAGGAAGGGACUACAGCAUUCACAGGUUGAUUUUGGGGACACACACAUCUGAUGAACAGAACCACCUGCUCAUAGCAAGCGUACAAUUGCCAAGUGAGGAUGCUCAGUUUGAUGCAACUCACUACGAUAGCGAGAAAGGAGAGUUUGGUGGUUUUGGGUCGGUCAGUGGGAAGAUUGACAUCGAAAUCAAGAUCAAUCACGAGGGGGAAGUGAACAGAGCGCGCUUUAUGCCGCAAAACCCGUGCAUCAUCGCCACGAAGACCCCCUCGAGCGAUGUGUUAAUCUUCGACUAUACCAAACACCCCUCAAAGCCUGACCCCAGUGGUGAAUGUAGUCCCGAUCUCAGACUUCGCGGUCAUCAGAAGGAAGGAUAUGGCUUGUCUUGGAAUCCAAAUCUCAAUGGCCACCUUUUGAGUGCCUCAGAUGACCACACCAUUUGUCUCUGGGACAUCAACGCUACCCCAAAAGAGAAUAAAGUGGUUGACGCUAAAACCAUCUUCACAGGACACACCGCCGUUGUUGAAGAUGUGGCAUGGCAUCUACUCCACGAGAGCCUUUUUGGGUCAGUAGCGGAUGACCAGAAACUGAUGAUCUGGGACACCCGCUCCAACAACACAAACAAGCCUAGCCACACCGUCGAUGCACACACGGCAGAGGUGAACUGCCUCUCUUUCAACCCCUACAGCGAGUUUAUCCUGGCCACAGGGUCAGCCGACAAGACGGUGGCCCUGUGGGACCUGCGCAACCUGAAGUUGAAGCUGCACUCCUUUGAGUCGCACAAGGACGAGAUCUUCCAGGUGCAGUGGUCGCCCCACAACGAGACCAUCCUGGCCUCGAGCGGCACGGACCGGCGCCUCCACGUCUGGGACCUGAGCAAGAUUGGCGAGGAGCAGUCCGCCGAGGACGCCGAGGACGGGCCCCCCGAACUCCUGUUCAUCCAUGGAGGACACACAGCAAAAAUCUCGGACUUCUCGUGGAACCCCAACGAACCCUGGGUCAUCUGUUCGGUUUCAGAAGACAACAUAAUGCAAGUCUGGCAGAUGGCCGAAAACAUCUACAAUGACGAGGAACAGGAGACACCCGCGACCGAACUCGAAGCUUCCGCCUCGUAGUUUGUCUCAAACUGGAGAGCUCACCACUGUCCUCACCCGGCUCGCACGACCAUCUUGCGUAGAUGCCCUUCUCAUACUCGUGCCGGGUGUUUUGUAGCAUUUUCCUUUCUUUCGAGUUUUGUAUUUUAUGUCAGGACACUCAUAAUCGAACUGAUGGUUAACUUUCCAAAGUGGCGGUCAGAUAUCCUAAGGUUGAGGUAAUUAGACCUAGAAAUGUUGCGUUAACCAAGAGUGCGGCACCUUUUCUUGCUCAUGUGUUUCAGGCAAAACAACAUAACACAUCAAAAGGUUCAGGUACAAGCUAAAAGCAAACUUGAAUGUUCUGUGAUUGUCUGUGGGAAUAUCAUAUUUCUUUUCUUGGUUUUAUUUCUCACAUGUACACGCAUGUCAACUAUAAUAAAGCACUUUGUAUCGUA
Ixodes scapularis (black-legged tick) is the source of this 1663-nucleotide messenger RNA. RefSeq names its product chromatin assembly factor 1 p55 subunit (gene Caf1-55). Gene Ontology annotation, molecular function: histone binding. Gene Ontology annotation, biological process: regulation of gene expression. Lineage: Eukaryota; Metazoa; Arthropoda; Arachnida; Ixodida; Ixodidae. Gene Ontology annotation, cellular component: ESC/E(Z) complex; nucleus; NuRD complex. The record is from RefSeq and is a predicted model, not a curated record.